GUAACGGAAGUACAACUGAUCCUGCCUACGGCUGUGGAAGAGAAGCGUGGGGCUGUUGGCGUAGUGCUCUGCGCGUGCGAUUGCUUCGAACCGAUCUGUGAGCUUUGGGAGACCCAAACAUGGCAAACCUGGAAGAAAGCUUCCCCCGAGGGGGCACAAGAAAAAGCCACAAAGCAGAGAAACCUUCCCAGCAUGCAGUUGAACCAGACAACUUAUUUGAUAUUUCCACAGAAGAAGAAUCCACUAAAAGGAAGAAGAGCCAGAAAGGGCCUGCAAAAACAAAGAAACUGAAAACAGGAAAGAGAGAAGCCAGCAAAUCUGGGAGAGAGAAAUUUGAAAUCCUCAGCGUUGGGUCCCUAUGUGAGGGAAUGCGGAUUUUGGGUUGUGUAAAAGAGGUGAAUGAGCUGGAACUGGUGAUCAGUCUUCCCAACGGCCUCCAAGGCUUUGUGCAAGUGACUGAAAUCUGUGAUGCCUACACCCAGAAGUUGAAUGAGCAGGUGGCACAGGAAGAACCUCUGGAGGACCUACUCCGCUUGCCUGACCUUUUCUCACCUGGAAUGUUGGUGAGAUGUGUGGUGAGCAGCCUGGACAUCACAGAGACCGGCAAGAAGAGUGUCAAGCUUUCUGUGAACCCCAAACAUGUCAACAAAGUGCUGAGUGCUGAGGCCCUGAGGCCUGGGAUGCUGCUGACGGGCACAGUGUCAAGCCUGGAAGACCAUGGCUACCUAGUGGACAUUGGUGUUGGUGGGACCAGAGCUUUUCUGUCACUGCAGAAAGCCCAAGAAUACAUCCGACAGAAGAACAAAGGUGCUAAGCUCAAAAUCGGCCAGUAUCUGACCUGUCUGGUUGAAGAGGUGAAAAGCAAUGGAGGAGUCGUGGGUCUCUCUAUAGAGCACUCGGAGAUUUCUUCUGCCGUUGCGACUGAGGAGCAAAGCUGGAGCCUGAAUAACUUGCUGCCAGGGCUGGUGGUCAAAGCCCAGGUGCAGAAGGUAACUCAGUUUGGACUCCAGCUAAACUUCCUUACAUUCUUCACGGGCCUGGUUGACUUCAUGCAUCUGGAGCCCAAGAAAAUUGGAGCAUAUUCUUCAAAGCAAACAGUAAAAGCCUGCAUCCUCUGCAUCCACCCUCGGACUAGAGUUGUACGAUUGAGCCUGCGUCCCAUCUUCCUGCAGCCUGGGCGUCCACUCACCCGGAUCUCUUACCAGCAGCUAGGGGCUGUGCUGGAUAAUGUUCCUCUUCAGGGUUUUUUUGAGAAGGCUGGGGCUACCUUCAGGCUGAAGGAUGGGGUCCUGGCCUAUGCCCGGCUCAGCCAUCUCUCUGAUUCUAAGAAAACCUUCAAUGCUGAGGCCUUCAAACCAGGGAGCACUCACAAGUGUAGGAUUAUUGACUACAGCCAAAUGGAUGAGCUGGCCUUGCUCUCUCUGCGGAAAUCUGUUAUUGCAGCUCCGUUUCUUAGAUAUCAUGACAUCAAAACAGGAACAGUGAUAAAGGGUACCGUGCUGGCUAUAAAGCCAUUUGGGAUACUGGUGAAGGUGGGUGAGCAAAUGCGAGGCCUGGUCCCUUCCAUGCACCUGGCUGACAUUGUGAUGAGGAAUCCAGAGAAGAAGUACCACCUUGGGGAUGAGGUCAAGUGCCGGGUUUUGCUCUGUGACCCUGAAGCCAAGAAGCUGUUAAUGACCCUGAAGAAAACACUUAUUACAUCCAAACUCCCUGCCAUUACGUGCUAUGAGGAUGCCAAGCCUGGCCUGCAGACGCAUGGUGUUAUCAUGAGGGUCAAGGCCUAUGGCUGCAUUGUAAAGUUCUACAACAGUGUGCAGGGGCUGGUGCCCAAGCAUGAGCUCAGUGACCAGCAUAUCGCUGACCCUGAGAAGGUCUUCUAUCCUGGCCAGGUGGUAAAGGUGGCAGUGUUGAACUGUGAGCCUUCCAAGGAGAGGAUGCUCCUGUCCUUCAAACUGUUGAGUGAUUCAGAGCCAGAGAAUGAGAGUGUCGAAACCAGUCAGAAGAAAGGAAGAGCCGUUGACGUUGGGCAGUUGGUGGAUGUAAAGGUUUUGGAGAAGACCAAAGAUGGACUGGAGGUGGCCAUCCUUCCCCACAACAUCCCUGCUUUCCUCCCCACCCCUCACCUGUCAGACCAUGUUGCCAACGGCCCACUGUUGCAUCACUGGCUCCAGGCAGGUGACACCCUUCACCGAGUGCUGUGUCUGAGCCAGGGUGAGAAACCUAUUCUUCUUUGCAGGAAGCCAGCUUUGGUCUCCACAGUAGAAGGUGGCCAGGACCCCAAGAGCCUCUCAGAAGUUCAGCCUGGAAUGCUGCUCAUGGGCUUUGUGAAGAGCAUCAAGGACUACGGUGUGUUCGUGCAGUUCCCUUCGGGUCUUAAUGGACUGGCCCCUAAAGCUAUCAUGAGUGACAAGUUUGUAACCACUCCAAGUGACCACUUCGUGGUGGGUCAGACGGUCGUUGCUAAGGUGACCAAUGUGGACGAGGAGAAGCAAAGGAUGCUGCUGUCUCUGCGGCUGUCAGACUGCAGUCUGGGGGAUUCGGCCAGCACCAGCUUCCUCCUCCUGUGCCAGUGCCUGGAAGAGCUGCAGGGUGUUCGCAGCCUCAUGAGCAACCAAGACUCUGUGUUGAUCCAGACACUGGCUGAGAUGACCCCAGGGAUGGUCCUUGAUGUCGUGGUACAAGAGGUGUUGGAAGAUGAUUCAGUGGUGUUCAGUGGGGGUCCUGUGCCUGACCUGAUCUUGAAAGCCAGCAGAUACCAUCAGGCAGGGCAGAAGGUGGAGUCUGGGCAGAAGAGGAGGGUUGUAGUCCUGCAUGUGGACAUGCUGAAGUUGGAGGUCCAUGUUUCCCUUCACCAGGAUUUGGUGAAUAGGAAAGCUAGAAAGCUGAGGAAAAGCAGUAGACACCAAGGCAUUGUACAGCACCUGGAGGAGACCUUUGGCGUGGCCUCCUUGAUGGAGACUGGCCACCUUGUAGCUUUCUCCCUGACUUCUCACCUCAACGACACUUUCCACUUUGACUCUGAGAAGCUGCAAGUGGGACAGGGUGUCUGCCUUACCCUCAAGACCACGGAACCUGGAGUGACCGGUCUGAUUUUGGCUGUGGAAGGGCCAGCUUCUAAGAGGACCAGGAGACCAGCUCGGAGGGAUUCAGAGAUGGUUGAUGACAAAGAGGAGGAAGAGGACACAGAUUUGAUUGUGAGGACUAAAAGGAAGCAUGGCCUGGCUAUUGGGGACAAAGUCACUGGGACCGUUAAGUCUGUGAAGGCCACGCAUGUCGUCGUGAUGCUAGAAGAUGGCGUCAUUGGCUGUAUCCACGCCUCCCGCAUUCUAGACGAUGUUCCAGUGGGCAUGUCUCCUACAACCACACUAAAAGUUGGAGAGAAAGUCACUGCACGAGUGAUCGGUGGGCGAGAUGUGAAGACCUCCAGGUUUCUCCCAGUAAGUCACCCCAGAUUUGUUCUGACCAUCCUGGAGCUGAGCGUUCGGCCAAGUGAGUUGAAGAAGGAUAGCUACAGUGUGCUUAAUACUCACUCUGUGAACCCCGUGGAGAAGACUGAGCAGUACCAGGCCGGCCAGACCGUGACUUGCUUCUUCAAGAAGUACAAUGCGAUUAAGAAGUGGCUGGAAGUGGAGGUUGCACCAGACAUCCGAGGGAGAAUUCCUUUGUUGCUCACCUCCCUCAGCUUCAAGGUUCUGAAACACCCAGACAAGAAGUUCCAUAUUGGACAGGCCCUGAGGGCCACUGUGGUCAACUCAAAUGUCCCCAAGGCUUUCUUGUGCCUGUCACUCAUAGGUCCUUACAGACUUGAACAAGGGGAAAUAGUCAUGGGCCGAGUGUUAAGUGUGGUACCCAACAAGGGACUGACCGUCUCCUUCCCCUUGGGGAAGAUAGGGAAAGUCAGUUUAUUUCAUGUGAGUGACUCCUACUCCGAGGCACUCCUGGAGGACUUCUUUCCCCAGAAGAUUGUCAGAUGUUAUGUCCUGUCCACAGAAGACCGUGUGUUGGCUUUGUCGUUAAGAUCGUCCAGGACAAACAGAGAGACAAAAAGUAAAAUCCAAGAUCCAGAGAUUAACUCCAUCCAGGACAUCAAGGAAGGGCAGCUGCUGAGGGGCUAUGUGAAAUCUGUCCUGUCCGACAGUGUGCUUGUAAGCCUUGGGCCUUCAGUUGUGGGUUUGGCCCGGUACUCACAUGUGUCUCCAUGUAGCCCACCCAAGAAAGACCUUUAUGACCGUUACCUCCCCAAGGGAAAGCUGAUCACUGCCAAGAUCCUGCGUGUGAACCCCGAGAAGAGCUGGGUAGAGCUGUCACUCCUUCCCAGCGACACUGGGGAGCCGGACGUGUUUUCUGCCUGCCCAGAACCACCUCUUCUGAACCCAGAGGAGAGGAAAGAAGGGGCUGAGGAGAGGGACCUAAAAGGAGAAGAGAAAAAGAGCCAGAAAAGGAAGGAGAAGAACCAGCAGGGGCAGGAGGAGGCGGGGUUGUCCAGCCAGGGGAAGAUAGAGCCCCAGAAGUUGCAGAGGAGCAGGCGGGGCAAGCGGGAGCGCCAGGAGCCUGCAAGUGAGCAGGAAAGAGUGAACAAGAGGCCGAAGAAGUCUGGGGCAGCAGAAGAGGACGACAGUGGCGUGGAAGUAUAUUACCGGGAGGGAGAGGAGACGGAGCAGCCGGGGCCGCUGCCCAUGGGACAGCAGACAAAGCCCGCGGAGGUGCCCCGGCUGCAGCUCUCUUCAGGCUUCACUUGGGACGUGGGGCUCGACUCUCUGACUCCAGCCUUGCCACUCCGAGGAGAGAGCUCAGACAGCGAGGAGGAAGAGGAGCCACGCCAUGCCAAGAAGAAGAAGGGCAAGAAGGAGAGGGAGGUGGAGAAGCAGAAGGCGGAGAAGGAGCUGUCGCGUAUCGAGGAGGCUCUCAUGGACCCCGGGCGGCAGCCUGAGUCUGCGGAUGACUUUGACCGCCUGGUGCUGAGCUCUCCCAACAGCUCCAUCCUGUGGCUGCAGUACAUGGCUUUCCACCUGCAGGCCACCGAGAUUGAGAAGGCCCGAGCUGUAGCCGAGAGGGCCCUGAAGACCAUCUCCUUCAGAGAGGAACAGGAAAAGCUGAACGUGUGGGUGGCACUGCUGAACCUAGAAAACAUGUACGGCUCUCAGGAGUCCCUGACGAAGGUCUUUGAGCGCGCUGUGCAGUACAGUGAGCCUCUCAAGGUUUUCCUGCACCUGGCUGACAUCUACACCAAGUCAGAGAAGUUCAAGGAAGCUGGUGAGCUGUACAACCGGAUGCUGAAGCGUUUCCGGCAGGAGAAGGCUGUCUGGCUCAAAUAUGGUGCUUUUGUUUUGGGGAGGAGUCAGGCUGGGGCCAGUCACCGUGUGCUGCAGCGAGCCCUGGAGUGCCUGCCCACCAAGGAGCAUGUGGACGUGCUUGCCAAGUUUGCCCAGCUAGAGUUCCAGCUCGGGGAUGCAGAGCGGGCAAAAGCCAUUUUUGAAAACACACUGAGCACCUACCCAAAACGCACAGAUGUCUGGUCAGUUUACAUCGACAUGACCAUCAAGCAUGGCAGCCAGAAGGAAGUCAGGGACAUCUUUGAACGAGUCAUUCAUCUGAGCCUGGCCCCUAAGAGGAUGAAGUUCUUCUUCAAGCGCUACCUGGACUACGAGAAGCAGCAUGGCACUGAGAAGGACGUGCAGGCUGUCAAGGCGAAGGCCCUGGAGUAUGUGGAGGCCAAGAGCUCAGUGCUGGAGGACUAGGAGCCCCAGGCUCCGCUGGACACUAGCAGCAGGCACUGGACGUUUAGGAAGCGGCUGCCUGAGGACAUUAAGUGCUGCUUUUUCUGCAGCGUGCCUGGGACAAUAUUUUUGAGACAGGAUCUUCACUUUCUGGUCCUGGCUGGCCUGGA
Messenger RNA from Onychomys torridus (southern grasshopper mouse), 5887 nucleotides. It is a transcript of the gene Pdcd11, whose product is annotated as programmed cell death 11. Gene Ontology annotation, molecular function: protein binding; RNA binding. The transcript is spliced from 36 exons. Gene Ontology annotation, cellular component: nucleus; small-subunit processome; nucleolus. Bases 120 to 5738 code for a protein of 1872 amino acids. NCBI's taxonomy places the organism in Eukaryota, Metazoa, Chordata, Mammalia, Rodentia, Cricetidae. Gene Ontology annotation, biological process: rRNA processing. The record is from RefSeq and is a predicted model, not a curated record.